AUGACAACCUUUACUCCCAUCAAGGGUGCUGAGAACCUCCCAUCCAAAUGGGCCUUGACAGAGGACCUGGGUGGACAUGAUAUACCAAUUCGCCUUGAAGGUGAAAUUGGUGAUGUCAUGGUUAGAGGCACCAUCCCAGACUCUGUGGAUGGAACUUUUUACCGCGUGGGGUCAGAUCACUUCACCCCUACACUUUCUGGACACAGUCCCCUCAGCGGCCAUGGGGUUGUCAGUGCCUUUCGCAUCCAUAAGGGUCAAGUGGAUUUCAAGAUACGCUACGUCAAGAAUGACCGAUAUAAGGUCGAGAGAAACAAGAAGCAGAGCCUUUGGAAAGAUGUUCGGGACCAUCCUCUCGCACAGCAUCCCUGCAUACGGGCUGUCUUGAGCACAACAAGCAAUACCAAUGUUGUCUACUGGGCUGGUAAGCUCCUUGCUCUUCAGGAAAUGGACCCUCCAUAUGCUAUGGACCCAGAUACCCUUGAGACCACCGGCUUGGAUCCUUAUGGCAACCAGAUCUCAAGCCCGACCUUCACGGCGCACCCUAAAAUCGAUCCCCAUGCCGAUCACUUGGUUACUUGGGGCAUAGAUCAUGCCAGAAAUGAGAUUAUAUCCUACUCCGUCGACCGCCAAGGUAUCGUCAGGAACGAGCACCGUUUUCAGCGGUCUAUCCCUGGACUCGUGCACGACGUUGCCAUCACAGAGAACUGGAUUGUCUUUUGCCAGUGGCCUACCUCUUUCAAUCCCUCGCCAAAACCUGGUGAAACACAUGCUACCUGGGACACUGAGCGUCCGGCCGUGUUCUACGUGACCCCAAGACGACCAGAACAACCUUUGGCGGGCUCAGGGUGGAAACCCUACGAGCAUCGCUUUUACACGCAUCCUUUCAACUCUGAGAUGGUGCACACGGCCGGCGCUUGGGAGGAGGGAGACAAGAUCUAUUUCGAGGGUACUUGGCCACGAACAGUGCUUUUCCCAUUUUGGUCUACUACUGAUGGACAGAAAAAACCCCCCAAGCAGACGAAUGUGGAUUUGGUUCGUCUUGAGAUUGACAUCAAGCAGCCAACGGAGACUGGCAUUCCCGACCCGGUUACCUUGGUGGAUGCUCCUAAUGAGUUUUGUCGUAUCGAUGAGCGCUACUAUUGCAAGAAGUAUGACCAUAUCUUCAUGAAUAUCUAUUAUUCAGAAGAGAAGGGACCUCUCAGCGAUAAGCAUGUUUUCGAAGGGCUCAAUGCUACUGCAAUGCUCGUUAAGAGCACCGGUAAGCUGGAGGUCUACUACCCGGGACCUCAGUGCCGGUGCCAGGAACCCGUCUUCAUUCCCCGGUCUGAUGACUCUCCAGAAGGAGAUGGCUAUAUCAUUUUUGCAGUUGACCGUCUUGAGUUCAACCUCACCAACCUGGUAAUUCUUGACACCAAGGACUUCCAGAAUCCUGUUGCGGUUAUCGAGCUUCCAAUACGCACGCGAGCUCAGAUCCAUGGCAACUGGGUCGAUGCGAGAGAGCUCAAUGGCCGAGCUCUGGUUGAACCCCCCCCUCUCCACCAUAUGUCCUACAGGCUUGACCCGGCUCCACCAACUACAUCUGAAGAGUAG
Messenger RNA from Clonostachys rhizophaga, 1590 nucleotides. Lineage: Eukaryota; Fungi; Ascomycota; Sordariomycetes; Hypocreales; Bionectriaceae. The record is from the annotation of a GenBank genome assembly.